AUGGCGUGUAAAAAUAAUUUGAACAGAAAUUCGGUCGAAGGUUGCCCCGGCAUGCCUUGGAUGAUGAAAUUUGAGGAAGAAUGUUUGGCGUCGAACCAAUUAAAUGCGGCUUAUCAGAGCACCAAUAUUGACCACAUGAUGCGGUUAAACGUCGAAUCUCCGAGCAAACCUUGGAGACUUACUAAAAUAAUAAUAACUCUGGGCGAUAAAAAUUCGAAUGCAGCUGCUAUCAGUAGAAUUAUCAACGCUGGAGCAAAUGUUCUCAGGCUCAACAUGUCCCAUAAAGAUAAAGAUUGGCACUGCGACACUGUUGGUGCAAUUAGGGAAGCCCAGAAAUCACUGAAGAAUCAAAAGAUUCCGAACAAUACGAACGUUGCGGUUGCAUUAGCCGUCGAUCUUCGGGGGCCCGAGAUACGCACUGGUUUUUUCAACGGAGACUCGAAAUGCCGGGGUCGAGCCGUUUUUACGGAGGGUGAUGCUGUCACACUUUUAACGGACGAAAGGUCAAAGCGAGCUGGCGAUUCAACUGCUUUCUGGAUAUCUUGCUCGGAGCUACCGGCCAUCUGUGAAAAAGGCGACAGAAUAAUGCUCGAUCGUGGCACCGUUGGACUUCAAGUUUCUCGUAUUGACAAAUGCUCGAUCGAAUGCAUCGUAACGAAGGGUGGAACAGUGAGCGAUGGAAAAAGCCUCGAGCCCAUUGACACCGCCCUGGCUUUGCCAGACAUCUCCGAACAGGACGACUCCGAUAUCGAGUUCGCUACGAAUUCCGAAUCCGAUUUCAUCGUUGUGUCUCAUGUACGACGCGGUGAAACAAUCCUCAAGGUCAAGGAUCGAAUCAAAUUAGCAGACACUCGACCGAUCUGCAUUCUUGGAAAGAUAUCCUCGAAACAAGCCCUCGAUUCCAUUGAUGACGUACUCAGACAAGCUGACGGUAUUAUUAUCGAUCGUCGGUCCCUGGAACUCGGGGUUGGCGCGGAAAAGUUAUUCCUUGUGGAGAAGUCCAUCGUGGCCAAAUGCAACAGGGUUGGAAAACCAGUGAUAAUAGGAUUCAACAUUGUUGCUGGUGAAAACGACCGCGAGCCUAAAUUAGAUUCGAGUCUCAUUGCGAACGCAGUACUCGAGGGCAUCGAUGGAAUUUUUCUAGCUACUGGUUUCCUCAACGUCGAGGAAACGGUGAACCUUCUACAAAGCGUUAAACUCGUUUGUCGCGAGGCUGAGAAUGCCCGUUGGCAAAGACAGAUUUUCCAAGAGCUUUCGUACAAGGCAUCAAUCCCCUUGGAGCCUAGUCAUUCGAUCGCAAUAUCUGCGGUUCAGCUGUCCCUUAAAUGUAAUGCAUCUGGCAUAAUAGUGAUCACAACGACUGGUAGAACAGCCAUGAUGUUAUCGAUUUACCGACCUCGCUGUCCGAUCGUGGCCGUAACGCGUUAUGGGAUUGUCGCGAGGUGGCUGCAAUUGUAUUUUGCAGUGCAUCCGCUUCACUAUAUUGGUUGUCCAAUCGAGGAUUGGCGCAAGGAUAUGGACCAGAGGAUCCAGAGCGGGAUGAAAUAUCUUCGGACGAAUAAUUACGUUGAAGCAGGUGAGCCGGUGGUGAUAGUGAGCGGAUGGCGUUGCAGUAGCGGUUUUACAAACUGCAUUAGGGUGGUUUACGCCUCGCCUCGUUUCGUGCCGAACACGAGUCAAGAUUUCGAGGAGAUUUGGUAGCCAAGUAUGUUCAUGCUCAUCCCAUCAAUCACGCGGUCUCGCUCGUCGAUAACUUGGCUAGAAAAAUUGUGAAUUUUUUCAAUAGAAAAGAAGACGGAAACGUUGACUUUUAUGGACGAGCUAAGAAUCUCUGUGGGUGUUUUUUUCUUCAGGGCGUGCUUGAUAAAUACUUUGAAUGUAUCUUUCCCGUCAGUGUCUAUGUCAUGA
This is a messenger RNA of Venturia canescens, 1908 nucleotides long. Its product is annotated as pyruvate kinase-like. The coding region runs from base 1 to 1701 and encodes 566 amino acids. NCBI's taxonomy places the organism in Eukaryota, Metazoa, Arthropoda, Insecta, Hymenoptera, Ichneumonidae. Gene Ontology annotation, biological process: glycolytic process. The record is from RefSeq and is a predicted model, not a curated record. Gene Ontology annotation, molecular function: potassium ion binding; pyruvate kinase activity; magnesium ion binding. The transcript has 9 exons. Gene Ontology annotation, cellular component: cytoplasm.